This is a messenger RNA of Staurois parvus, 395 nucleotides long. The record is from the annotation of a GenBank genome assembly. NCBI's taxonomy places the organism in Eukaryota, Metazoa, Chordata, Amphibia, Anura, Ranidae.
CAGUGCCACCUGUCAGUGUCUAUCAAUGCCAGCUGUCAGUGCUCAUCAGUGCCUCAUCAAUGCCACCUAUCAGUGCCAGUCAGUGCCACCUAUCAAUGCCCAUCAGUGCCACCUAUCAGUGCUGCCAACCAGUGCCACCUAUCAGUGCCAGUCAGUGCCGCCUUCAGAGCCAGUCAUUGCUGCCUGUCAGUGAGCAUCAGUGCUACCUAUCAGUACCAGUCAGUGUCGCCUAUCAGUGCCAGUCAGUGCCGCCUAUCAGUGCCGCCAGUCAGUGCCACCUAUCAGUGCCAUGUAUCAGUGCUGCCUUUCAGUGCCCAUCAGUGAUGCCUGUUAAUGUCCAUCAGUGCCACGAACCAGUGCCUCCUCAUCAGUGCCCAUCACUGCAGCCUCAAGUG